This is a messenger RNA of Grus americana (Whooping crane), 6844 nucleotides long. RefSeq names its product MCF.2 cell line derived transforming sequence like (gene MCF2L). The record is from RefSeq and is a predicted model, not a curated record. Gene Ontology annotation, molecular function: guanyl-nucleotide exchange factor activity; protein binding. Gene Ontology annotation, cellular component: extrinsic component of membrane; cytoplasm. The transcript has 32 exons. The coding region runs from base 1060 to 4626 and encodes 1188 amino acids. NCBI's taxonomy places the organism in Eukaryota, Metazoa, Chordata, Aves, Gruiformes, Gruidae. Gene Ontology annotation, biological process: positive regulation of Rho protein signal transduction; intracellular signal transduction.
CUGUUCGCAUAUUCUGGAAACGGGCUUUGCCUUUGAGGGACUCGGUUCUCACUUCUGUACAAAUUCAGGGAGAGGAAGAGGAGGUAGAUUGAUGGAGAAAGUCUGACUUAGGAAAGUGAACUGAAGAGGAGUUUCUAACUGACAUCAUUGUAUUGACAACGGUAUUUUCUUUUAAUUUGCCGGCCCCUGAGGAAUACAGGGUGCUUCAGACACAGAAGUAGGAAACGCAGCAAGUGUCAGCGUGAGAUUUCUGCCCUUGGAGUGCUGAGUUGCGAACUUACGAGCAAGACCGCAAAGUUAUAAUUAAGAAAGACCUUCAACUUGCCCUUCUUCAGGAGAAACCUCGGAUGUCUCUCUGCAGCGACUAAACAUCCCUCAAAUUAAGGAGAAGGAUGUGAAGACAGAUGCAAUAGCUCCAGCUACUUGAGAGGAGCAGCAGCUUUGGAUUGCCGUGCACAGCUGGAGUGCACUAACAAACUGGAUGUUUUGGGGGGGGCUUUUAUUCAUCGGAAAUAGCACAGGGCUAUUAGUUUGGCUACAGUUAUUUUUGCAUGAAACACUGAAAAACGGACCAUUUCACACUUCUUAAAAAAAUUUUCAUCUGACCUGCUUAUGCGAGCAGCUGUGCCUCCUUUAUUCAUACUAGUCACACUGAGAGCAGGCUGAAAGCUGUGGUAAAAUGUCCGGUCUGCUGGGUGCAGCAUGCUAGGAACUGAGAGGGUCUCGCAGCUUCAUGCAGAAACUGUCUUGGCAUUUUCAGUCCAUUAAGUACAACUGAUUUUUCCUUUUUAUUUGUAGUAUAACCAGAUAUUGGUUUCUGAGGAAAAGCACAUAAAAUACAAAUAACCGAACUGCACCCAUUUCCAGCUCUUUAAAUCUGCGUCCUUUUUGUAUCUUUUUUUGGUAGCAUUUGAAUUUGACACAGAAAUUUAAUGUUCCAUUGACAUUUAAAAACAAAAUCAGAGUAUCUUUCAGUGCAUUAGAAGAGUGUAAUACUGAAGAGCUGAUUUUUUAUUUCCUUUGGUGAAUAACUUGGUGAAGACACAGGGACACGCACCCAUGUCUCAACGCCGCCUUUUAAGGGGAGGACAUGAAAGUCAUUUUAGGAUCCUACCAAGAUUCAUCCAAAUCCUUCAUGGCAGACGGCACUCACGAAAUAACCCACGCCAAAUAUGCUCUGAUGAAAUCAUGCAUCAGGAUAUCAUUCCCCUCUAUGCUGCAGAUAUUCAGGACCAGUUAAAGAAACAAUUUGCUUACCUGUCAGGUGGAAGAGGGGGAGAUGGAUGCCCUGUUAUCACCUUUCCAGACUAUCCAGCUUUCAGCGAGAUUCCCGAGAAGGAAUUCCAGAAUGUCCUGACCUACCUGACGAGCAUCCCAAGUUUACGAGAUGCUGGAAUUGGAUUUAUUCUUGUCAUAGAUCGCAGACAAGACAAAUGGACCUCUGUGAAAGCUUCCAUACUGCGGAUAGCAGCAUCUUUCCCGGGAAACCUGCAGCUAGUCCUUGUUCUGCGCCCAACGGGAUUUUUUCAUCGAGCUCUCUCAGACAUUGCUUUCAAGUUCAACAAAGAUGAGUUUAAAAUGAAAGUACCUAUCAUAAUGCUGGGCUCAGUAUCAGAACUGCAGGGUUACAUUGAUAAAACACAAUUAACAGAAGAUCUUGGUGGCACCCUGGAUUACUGCCAUAACAGAUGGCUGUCCCGUCGCACUGCUAUAGAAGGUUUCGCCCAAAAGGUUAAGCAAACAGCUCAGAUUCUUCAGUCCUUUGGGACUGAGCUGGCUGAAACAGAACUACCAAAUGAUGUGCAAUCAACCAGCUCCCUUCUUGCAGCACACACAGAAAAGAAGGACAAAAUGAAGGAGGAUAUCAGGUUAGCAGUAGAACAGGGAGACGAUAUCCUUGGAAGUAUUACAAAACCAGUUACUGAGAAUCCUGAAUAUAAACUGAAUCAAGAUCAGCUAGACAAUCAAACAACGGUAGAAAGGCUUCUGGCUCAAUUGCAUGAAACGGAGACUGCCUUUGAUGAGUUUUGGAUUAAGCAUCAGCAAAAACUUGAGCAGUGUCUGCACCUUCGGAAUUUUGAACAGAAUUUUAGAGAGGUCAAAGCAGCUUUGGGUAUUGUGUCUGAGAGACUGUCUGCUUUCACAGAUGUGGGAAACAGCUGUUCACAUGUGGAGCACAUUUUGAAAGAUCUUGCCAACUUUGAAGAAAAAUCACGUGAAACUAUAGCAAAAGCCAGAAUGCUAGCCUCAGAGGGUGAUGCUUUUAUUCAAAGCAAUCAUUAUGCUGUGGACUCCAUUAUUCCAAAAUGUGGUGAACUUCAUCAUCUCUGUGAUGCCCUCGCUGCUGAGACGGAACAGAGGAGGAAUCUUCUUAACAAAUCUCUAGAACUGCAUGGCUUACUAGAAAAGUCCAUGAAGUGGUGCGAUGAAGGAAUCUAUCUGCUGGCUUCGCAGCCAGUAGACAAGUGUCAGUCUCAGGAUGGUGCAGAAUCAGCCUUACAGGAGAUUGAGAAAUUUCUGGACACUGGUGUGGGCAAUAAAAUCAAGGAGUUGAAUAAAAUUUACAGAGAGUAUGCACACAUCCUCAAUGAGGACCUAAAGGAGCAUGUGCAAAAGGUUUUCCAGAAGCAAGAAAGUAUGGAAGAAAUGUUUCAAAAGAGACAAGUAAGUCUUAAGAAACUGGCAGCCAAGCAGACGCGUCCUGUUCAGCCAGUUGCACCAAGACCUGAAGCCUUUGUAAAAUCUCCUUGUACCUCUCCAGGUCUUCAAAGAGAAUACGUAUCCAACUCAGAGAGCAGUGCACUUCGGAGGGUAAACUACAGAAGAGGAAAGAGUGAAAUGACUGAACUCCAUCAAAGCAGAGGAGGCUCUACAAUGGAUGAUGAAGAAAACCUAGCUGUGUUACGACAGCAUGUAAUUAAUGAACUUAUUGAGACUGAACGAGCAUAUGUGGAAGAACUUCUCUGUGUUCUUGAGGGUUAUGCUGCAGAGAUGGACAACCCCUUAAUGGCUCAUCUCAUUUCACCAGAACUCCAAAAUAAGAAGGAUAUCUUGUUUGGGAAUAUGGAAGAAAUUUAUCACUUUCACAACAGAAUAUUCUUGAGAGAACUAGAAAACUACGUAGAAUACCCAGAACUAGUAGGACGGUGCUUUCUGGAUCAGAUGGAAGAUUUCCAGAUUUAUGAAAAAUACUGUCAAAAUAAACCUCGAUCUGAAAGUUUGUGGAGGCAGUUUUCAGAUUCUGUAUUCUUUCAGGAAUGUCAAAGGAAACUUGAUCACAAGCUCAGUUUGGACUCAUACUUGCUGAAACCCGUUCAAAGAAUAACCAAGUACCAAUUAUUGCUAAAGGAAAUGCUGAAGUACAGUAAGAACUGCGAAGGUGCUGAAGAUCUUCAGGAGGCAUUAACUUCUAUACUGGGUAUUCUCAAAGCGGUUAAUGAUUCUAUGCACCAGAUAGCCAUUACAGGCUAUGAUGGAAACUUGAAUGAGCUGGGCAAGCUUUUAAUGCAGGGAUCCUUCAAUGUCUGGACUGAUCAUAAAAAGGGUCACUCGAAGGUGAAAGAUUUGGCACGCUUCAAGCCAAUGCAGCGACACCUCUUCCUCCACGAGAAAGCAGUGCUGUUCUGUAAAAAGCGAGAAGAAAAUGGAGAGGGAUAUGAGAAAGCACCUUCUUACAGCUACAAACACUCCUUAAAUAUGGCAGCAGUUGGAAUAACAGAAAAUGUCAAAGGUGAUGCAAAAAAAUUUGAAAUCUGGUAUAAUGCAAGGGAAGAAGUUUACAUCAUACAGGCACCAACCCCUGAAGUUAAAGCUACUUGGGUAAAUGAAAUAAGAAAAGUGCUGACAAGUCAACUGCAGGCAUGCAGAGAAGCUAGUCAGCACAGGACACUAGAACAAACGCAGAGUUUACCUCUACCAGCAUCAUCUUGUACAAGUCCUUCACGGAACCACAUCAGAAACACCAAAAAAAUAGAGGAGAGAAAAGCUGAUCUCACAAGUCUAGAAGGUUAUGGCACCACAGUAGCACCAAAGUACCCUGAGAAAGGCAAAGAAACUCCAUCUCCUUCUGCUAAAAGCCAGACAUUGCCAUUGAUCCUUCUUACAGGACCAGCUUCUCCUACCAGUCCUGACAAAAAAGCUAAACGGCAUGAAGUAGUGAGUGAUCCAACUCCUUUUGGUUUAAGAGGUUGGGCUAAAACAGCUCAUUCUCUUGAUGCAUCUGAAGAAAAUGACGGCUGGUCUAGUGCUGAAGAUCCGCUGAAUUCAUCAGAUGCAGAGGAAGAAGGAGGAGGAGGGGGAGGCGAGAUGAAGCUGACUCCUGGUAAAUAUACAGUUGUGACUGAUUAUGAGAAAGGAGUUUCUGAAGAAUUUGCAGUGAAAAGUGGAGAUCUAGUUCAACUGAUUCGUGAAGGGGAGGAUGGACUUUGGUGUGUAAAGAACCUGAGCACUGGUAGAGAAGGUUGGAUCCCAGCUAACAAUUUGUUGAUGCUCAUAGGCAAUUCAAAAUCAGCUCAAUCUUUAAGCAGCUCUGAAUCAGGCACUGCCUCCAGCACUUUGAGCACAUCAUCAAGUUGCAGUGACAGCUGCAACGCCAGCAGCACCAGCUUCUCGGACAUUAAGGGCUAAUAUUACAUUUUCACCCCACCUGCAUGGAAGGUAAAUCCGGAGUUUGUCACUUUGUGCAGAGUUCUGGAUGUUGGACUCAAACGGAGAACCGCCAGUUCUGCAUUGCCAGCUUUGAGUAUUUUCACUGGUGAUUUUUACAGGUUCUCCCAGAAGAUCCCAAUGAAAAGUGCAUGGAAUGUGAAUUGUAAAUAAAAGUUAAACGAUUUGAAAUAGGGUCUUGUAGAGGCUCCUGCUCUGAAGUCUGAGCUGCAGAGCUGUUGGGGGGAAACACAUUUUCUCACUGGUAUGCAAUCAGGUUUCUGCAGAACUGUAUCAUUUUGUAACAGCCAGGAUCUGAAUGUGAGCAAACAAAAUGUGUUCAGUGCUAAAUCCUUAUUGUAAACUAAUAACAUAGCAAUCACUGUACAGGAUAGGUAUGAGGAAAAUAAAUCAGAGUUUACAAUUCCUCCUCCCCAAAAGCCCCUUUCUCCAAGGACAUACCUCGGUCAAUGCAGCGAACGGGACUCUUGCAGCAACCAGGAAGGAGGUUUGGUCCAGCCUUUUCUCUUCGCUUGGAUCUUCAGGAUAUUCUUCUGCUCCCUAGAGACUGGCUUGCAGACAUGACCAAUUCACUGACCACAACAGCAUCAAAAGAAAAUAUUAUUUUAUUCUUUCCAACCUUUUAAUAACAUGUGCAAUGGAGUAGCUGUUUUCUGAGGUAUUUUGACCUCACAACCAAAUUCUUUACCAAAAUCACUGUGUUUACAUAGCCAUGGCAAUUUAGCAGUAUCUUUUUCCUUGUGCAGGUGCACAAUGAAACACAAAUGUUCUUAUUCACUAAAUGAUUUCUUAAUAAAUGGUAACUGCGUGGCUACCUUCAGCUCUCACAAUUAACAUGCAGUUAGAGGCAGAGGAAACUAUUGUGGCUGCACUAUGGGUCAAGAGCCUUCCUUCAGACAAACCUAUGAGGGCUAGAAAUCAGACAUUUUUAGUCAAUAGUGUUUGUUGCAGGUUUAUUCAAAGAGAAAAAAGCAAUGACAUUUUCUAUAAAAGGGGGGCACGGGAGAAAAAACAACUUUAUUAGAGAAGAGGCAGGUUUAUGCUACAGACAAGUAUUUCAAUUUUUUUUUAAAAGAAAGGUGAUGCUAAACUUGCCAUGUUUCAAGUUAUGAUGUAAGCCAAUGUUGUAAAUUUUCACCUUGUCAGACGUUCUUUGCAUGUCCUCCUUACAAACCGUCCAAAACUGUGUGCAUGUAUGGAAUACUAUAUUCAUUCCUGUCCUUUUCUCAAAAAUUUUUACUUAUACGAAAAUAAGUUUUUAACUGAUUCAUGUACAAUAUGAAUUCAAUGUACACACUUAAAAAUAAGGUGGACAUUAAGAGCAUAAUUUUUCAGAAGCACUAAGCACAGCAGAUGAUGUCAACGGGAACUGCUGUUAAUCAUCAGCCCCUCUGAUGGCUGAGCCCUGAAGUCUGUCUUUAUGCCAGAAUUUUGUAUUUUAGAGGCUGCAGCUUAGGAAACUUAAACAACAAAUAUUCUAAAGAAUGAUCUUACUCCUGGGUUGCAAAAGCUACCCUACCCCAGACGCAAUCAAAAUGCAGCUGACCACGGUCAGUACAAAUUGAAACAUAUAUAUACACACACAUAUAUUUAUGCACCUAUGUGCAUGUAUGUGCUUGUGUGUAUAUGUGUGUGUGUAGAUAUGUAUAUGUGUGUAGAUAUAAUGUAUCAAUGUAAAAGAUGUAUUUAUAGUCUUCAUGCUGCUGAAUGUGUCACUUUACAAUUCAUAAAUACUUAAGUUUCUUGCAAUACUGCAAUAUAAAGGCCGAUCAGGGUUUUACUUCAGGCAUCUCUUCCAAUGCAGAAAUCCUCUGAUCUCUUUUUAAUUACCCCACAUAAUACUGUGCUGACUGGGAAUAUUUAGUCUGAUAUUUAACAAUGGAAUGGCAACAUGAGAUUCAGCUUCAUCUAUGUAAGUUAUUUUGUAAAUUAUCUGUAACAUAAUUUACUUAUAUAUUGCUGUCAUUGCUAGGAUGAGACUGUCCUUUCAUUUCUCACCGCAGGCUCAUUUGUGUUAUUUCAAUGGUUUUCUCCACAUCAUUGCACUUUAAUACAACCCAUUUCACCAUUUCCUUUUUUACUGCUGUUGUGAAUUAGAAGUUCAAACUCAGAGGUCUCUAUUGUAAUUAUGAAAAUUUGAAUAAAUCUCAGCGCUUCUUGCUGAAUGCCUUUAUAUCGA